This is a messenger RNA of Prunus persica (peach), 1093 nucleotides long. RefSeq names its product 60S ribosomal protein L6. Gene Ontology annotation, molecular function: structural constituent of ribosome; RNA binding. The record is from RefSeq and is a predicted model, not a curated record. Gene Ontology annotation, cellular component: cytosolic large ribosomal subunit; ribosome. The coding region runs from base 96 to 797 and encodes 233 amino acids. Gene Ontology annotation, biological process: ribosomal large subunit assembly; cytoplasmic translation. Lineage: Eukaryota; Viridiplantae; Streptophyta; Magnoliopsida; Rosales; Rosaceae. The transcript has 4 exons.
AGGGUUUAACCUUCAGGUACUCACCAUCAGCUCCUGAGUCUGCACCUUUUUCUCUCUCUUUGCAAGCCGUAGGUUUCAGAGAGAGAGUGGUGGCAAUGGCGGCAAAAGCUAGACUUCCCAGAAAGACUCGAAACCCAGAUCUGAUUCGUGGGGUGGGCAAGUUCUCCAGGUCCAAGAUGUACCACAAGCGCGGCCUUUGGGCCAUCAAGGCCAAAAACGGCGGCGUUUUUCCCCGCCAUGACCCGAAGCCAACGGCUGAGACCGGGCCGGAAAAGGUCCCCAAGUUCUACCCUGCCGAUGACGUCAAGAAGCCGCUCGUCAACAAGCGCAAGCUCAAGCCUACCAAGCUCAGGGCUAGUGUUACACCAGGUACGGUGUUGAUUAUAUUGGCGGGAAGGUUUAAGGGCAAGAGAGUUGUUUUUCUUAAGCAGCUUCCAUCUGGGUUGCUUCUCGUUACUGGGCCAUUCAAAAUUAAUGGUGUUCCUUUGAGACGCGUGAACCAGUCCUAUGUGAUUGCCACUUCCACCAAGGUUGACAUUUCUGGGGUGAAUGUCGAGAAGUUUGAUGACAAAUACUUUGCAAAGCAAGUGGAGAAGAAGAAAAAUAAGGGAGGGAGAGAAUUUUUUGAGGCAGAGAAAGAGGAAAAGAAUGUGUUCCCACAAGAAAAGAAAGAUGAUCAGAAAAGUGUGGAUGCCUCAUUGAUAAAGUCGAUUGACGCUGUCCCAGACUUGAAGACAUACUUAGCAGCGAGAUUCUCUCUUAAGUCAGGCAUGAAGCCUCACGAGCUUGUCUUUUAGAUGAUUAUCUCGUUUUUAUUACUUACUCUUGAGGAGAAUUUUCUGAGCUUAGACUGUCUGUUUAAGAUUUCUCGGCGGUUUUAUGUUUUCAUUUUGUCGGCAUAUCCAACAUGAUGUAUUUUAUUUGUUUUAGAGUUGUAAGGGUAUAUUCGUCUUUUACCUCACUAAGCUGUUAUCUUAAAUAGAUCAUCACACUUUAGUGGUGCAUAGUGUAAGUUUUUCUUUUGCUACUAGUGCAAAGAGUAAGUUUUUUUAUAUCAAAGAAUGCAUGGAUUGCAUUAUUGAGUUUUAAUUAA